AUGGCUGGAGGCAAAGGCAAGUCGGGAGGCAAGACUUCAGGCGGAAAGGCUUCGGCCGAUGGUCCCAAGAAGCCGCAGAGUCAUUCUGCUCGCGCCGGUCUUCAGUUCCCCUGCGGUCGUGUCAAGCGAUUCCUGAAGGCCAACACCCAAGGCAAGAUGCGCGUUGGUGCCAAGGCUGCCGUCUACACCACGGCCGUCCUCGAGUACCUAACCGCUGAAGUACUCGAACUUGCAGGCAACGCCGCCAAGGACCUCAAGGUUAAGCGUAUCACCCCUCGCCACCUACAACUCGCCAUCCGCGGAGACGAAGAACUCGACACCCUCAUCCGCGCCACCAUCGCCUUCGGCGGUGUGCUGCCCCACAUCAACCGCGCCCUCCUCCUCAAGGUCGAGCAGAAGAAGAAGGCGAAGCAAAUCGAAGCAUAG
Sodiomyces alkalinus F11 is the source of this 426-nucleotide messenger RNA. Its product is annotated as histone H2A.Z. Gene Ontology annotation, cellular component: nucleosome. Gene Ontology annotation, molecular function: DNA binding; structural constituent of chromatin; protein heterodimerization activity. The record is from RefSeq and is a predicted model, not a curated record. Bases 1 to 426 code for a protein of 141 amino acids. The transcript has 3 exons. NCBI's taxonomy places the organism in Eukaryota, Fungi, Ascomycota, Sordariomycetes, Glomerellales, Plectosphaerellaceae.